AUGUCGAACGCGAUAGAGGAUCCCCGGGUCAGGGCGGCCAUUGAGCACUACCUGUUAGAUCUGGAGAACACCCAGCCGAAGAAUACGAAGCGAAAUUAUCGUCCCAAGCAGGAAGAAUGGAAGGAGUGGUGUCAAGCCAACUGGCCUGCGAUCCCGGACGUUUGGCCGGCCUCGGUACCACAGGGCCAACAGCUACCGGGAGACCUGGUCGAUGAAGGAAAGCUCUUGCUCUUCAUGAAGGAGGAAGCCAAGAGGGCCGUGAAAAGACGCAGAGCACCAUCAGAUACCAUCGUUGUAGGCGGCGGAGGUAGCGAAUACGAGUCAGACUCCGACUUGGAGUUGUAUGAGUCCACGCUCAAACUACAGUAUAAUACUGUACGGGGCUACGUCUCGGCCAUACAGAAGCUUUACGACGAGCAGAAGAGCCGGGAGUCAAUCCUGCGGCCCGGCCACGGGAGUGGCACUGAAGGCGCUCAAACGCAGCAUUCUUGCAACGACUUGGAGCCGGAAGAGGAAGGAAUACAUGGACAGGGAGUUGGAACUCUGAGAGAUGUGUAUGCGCCGGCGCAGAUACCCGACCACACCAACGUGGCAUGGUCCGAGAGAGAGAUCGCCUGCGCCCUGAGGACGCAGGUGGACUUUCUGCUCGGGAACCACAUGCUGCUGCGGUCCGGCAACCGCCUGCCGAUGGAGUUGGCAGACUGCUUUCCCUGGACUUACCCAACGAGGGCUUCAAGGCCCAGGGUAUACCACGAAGGCGCUGGUUGUCGUGAUGAACUGUGGAAGACCAACCAGCACGGCCGCAUGGAAAAAGGCGGAAAGGUUUCCGUCUUCCAAAGAAGCGAAGACUGGUAUGAAACGAAGGUGCUCCGCCGAUCGGCGAAGGAGCCUCAAGCUCCGUUGUCGGGCCAGACUGCCCGAGAAUGGACGUCCAGGUUCUACAAGAAGGCCGGCAUCAAGGUCUCCAAGGUCAGCCACGCGCCUAGAGUGGCGGCGACGCAAAACGCCGACAUGGCCGGGUGGAUGGAGGACAGGCGUAUCCGCCGAGCCGGUCGUUGGAAUAACGGAGACCAAAUGACCGGCUGCUAUCUGACUUCCUGCCUUUCGAAUUCAUGA
This is a messenger RNA of Hirsutella rhossiliensis, 1116 nucleotides long. RefSeq lists its product as uncharacterized. Gene Ontology annotation, molecular function: DNA binding. The transcript has 7 exons. Lineage: Eukaryota; Fungi; Ascomycota; Sordariomycetes; Hypocreales; Ophiocordycipitaceae. Bases 1 to 1116 code for a protein of 371 amino acids. The record is from RefSeq and is a predicted model, not a curated record.